AUGGACGCAGCGUUUGGAAGCAGGAGCGUGGAUUUGUCAAAGCACAAGUCUGAGGCAGAGUCAGAUGAAGAGACGUUGCCUCUGAACCAGUUCUACCCGUACAUCCGCUGUGGACUCUGCUGUGGGUUCCUCAUCGACGCCACGACCAUCAUCGAGUGUCUCCACACCUUUUGUAAGAGCUGCAUCGUGAAGCACUUCUUCUACAGUAACAGAUGUCCCACCUGCACCAUCGUGGUUCAUCAGACUCAGCCUCACUACAACAUCCGGCCGGACAGGCAGCUGCAGGACAUGGUUUACAAAAUGGUCCCGUUCCUAGAGGAGAUGGAGAGAGAUCUGAUGGUUCAGUUUUACAAAGAGAGAGGACUGGACGUUCCAAAGCCAGUUCCCGCACUCUUGUCUCCUCUUGGUCCAGUGAAGAAGAAAAAAGAGGCUCCUCCCCCUCGGGCCAUCUUCACCAUGCCUCCAGAGCUCGAUGUAUCGCUGCUGCUCGAAUUUGUGGGAGCUGAAGAGGGAGUGCAGAACUAUAAGCCUCUGGAGCGUCGUUUCGUCCGAGUUUCCGGAGAAGCAACGAUUCGACACGUGGAGCUUUUCAUCCGGAAGAAGAUGGAGCUGAGCGCGGGUUGCCAGGUGGACGUGGUCUGUGGGCAUCACCUUCUGGAUCAUUAUCAGUCUCUGAAUGAGAUCCAGAGGUCGAUGGGAGAAGACGCUCUGCAGGACGGUCUGCUGGUGCUGCACUUCGGUCUCGUUCUCCCCACGGACUGA
Knipowitschia caucasica is the source of this 762-nucleotide messenger RNA. Lineage: Eukaryota; Metazoa; Chordata; Actinopteri; Gobiiformes; Gobiidae. The record is from the annotation of a GenBank genome assembly.